Molecule: messenger RNA, 1356 nt
Organism: Ostrinia furnacalis (Asian corn borer)
Lineage: Eukaryota; Metazoa; Arthropoda; Insecta; Lepidoptera; Crambidae
Gene: tun
Product: N-terminal glutamine amidase tungus
Exons: 5
Coding region: 46-702 (218 amino acids)
Cellular component (GO): cytosol; nucleus
Molecular function (GO): protein-N-terminal glutamine amidohydrolase activity; protein-N-terminal asparagine amidohydrolase activity
Source: RefSeq, a predicted model, not a curated record
CUGUAAUCUGUGGUACAAACCACAAAACAAACUGUCAUUGUCAAUAUGUCGGUCAAUGCACAAAUUCAUUUGAGUACCACUAAUGAAAAUAAUAAAAAGAACGACAAAUCAAUGAAACCCUUAUUUCCUAAAAGGGAAGAAUGUUCACACGUGUCUUGUUAUUGCGAGGAAAACGUCUGGAAACUAUGUCAAGAUGCGUCUCUGAGGGUCCCGGAGGAAUUGGAUAGGUGCUAUGUGGUUUUCAUUUCCAACCCUUGCCGUACUGUGCCUCUGUGGAAACAAAGGGCUGGGCGCGAGGAAGACCGCCUUGUUAUAUGGGAUUACCAUGUAAUAUUUUUAUACUCAUGGGACUGCAAAACUUGCCUUGUGUAUGAUCUGGAUUCAGAGUUGCCUUUUCCGACUUUCUUCCAUAAGUAUGUCACAGAAACAUUUCGUACAGAUCAAGUUUUAAAAUCUGAUUUCCACAGAUUCUUUCGUGUAGUGCCUGCAAAGCAAUUUUUGCAGAAUUUUGCUUCUGAUCGUCGGCACAUGAAAAGACCAGAUGGAUCAUGGAUCAAACCACCUCCGCCAUACCCGGCCAUUUGUACAACAACUUCAACACACAAUCUAGAUGAAUACAUCAACAUGGAUAUUGGCACUGGUCCAGGACAAGUUUUCAACUUGACUGAUUUUGUUCAACGGUUCUACAAGAUUAACAAGUAGUUAAAAGAUGAUCUUAGAUAGUGAAAUGUUAUCAUUUUCAUGACCCUAUUUGGUUUAUGAUUUCGUUUGAUUAUGUUUUAAUAAUCUUUUGUUUUUUGUAUAAUAAUUUUAUUUAUGUGAUACAGGAACAGGACAGAACUCCUGUUCUAAAUAAGAUUGAUUAAUAACAAGUUACUGAAAUAGUACUAUUUAAAAACUUGACAUGUAAAAGUGCAAAGAGUUGUUUUCUCAGUGAAUUCACAUACAAAAUUGUGAAUCACUAGGAGUUGUCUGAAAUGUUAUUAACCAUACUUGGAGCACAGUGAUUAUUCUAUCCUAUCCACAUGAACACAUUUUGAUUAUAAGAUUUUUGCACAAAAAUUAAUUCAAUCUUUCACAAAGUUAUUGAGCUAUUUCUGUAUAAGGAAGACCACACUUAAUUUUAAUGCAUAUUUUAAGGUGUGUAUCCUUGUAACGAAAUGCGCAAUAAUAAAUGUUUUCUCUUCUCGUUUUAGAUUUUAUUAUAUGACAUUGAUAACUUUAUAUCAUAAUAGUUAUUUCUAUUCCCUUCAAUUAGCUAAUGCCAUGAUUAGAUAGUGAAAAUUCAAAUCAUUAGACAGUCUAAAUGAGAGGCUAGUGCUUACACUUUACUUUUUAUGAUAAGUCAUGAGUAUU